Messenger RNA from Fusarium odoratissimum NRRL 54006, 729 nucleotides. RefSeq names its product 3-hydroxyisobutyrate dehydrogenase. The transcript is spliced from 3 exons. Gene Ontology annotation, molecular function: NAD binding; NADP binding; 3-hydroxyisobutyrate dehydrogenase activity. Bases 1 to 729 code for a protein of 242 amino acids. Lineage: Eukaryota; Fungi; Ascomycota; Sordariomycetes; Hypocreales; Nectriaceae. Gene Ontology annotation, cellular component: mitochondrion. Gene Ontology annotation, biological process: L-valine catabolic process. The record is from RefSeq and is a predicted model, not a curated record.
AUGAAGGAUCGCAAUGCAGCAGACAACCCAUACCGUUUCGACAUUGCCGAUAACGCCAGGCAAGUUGCAGAAAAGUCGACUGUCCUCAUAACUGGUUUACCCUCCCCAAGGAUCGUCCAGGACGUUUAUAAUUCUAUCUUGGAUCACGGCACACUACCCCAAUUGUCAGAUGAGCGACUUUUCAUCGACUGUUCUACGAUCGACCCAGUUUCCUCUAGAGAAUUAGGAGAUAUGCUUGACAAGACAAACUGUGGGCAUUUCGUGGACGCACCAAUGUCUGGUGGGGUUGUCGGAGCCUGUGCAGGCACAUUGUCUUUCAUGUUCGGCUCACCCGAGAAUUUGAAGGAGCAAGUUGAGUCAGCCCUUCUACUGAUGGGAAAGAGUGCUCGCCGCAUGGGCGACCAGGGAGCUGGCGUGUGCAGCAAACUAGCCAACAACUACAUCCUAAGCAUCAACAACAUCGCCGCGGCUGAGGCGCUGAACAUGGCUCGGCAGUGGGGACUUGAUCUUCGGGCGCUGUCCGAUCUCAUCAACCUCAAAUGGCUAUGCACCCGGGGUACAGUCAACAUCAUCAAGAAGGACCUCGAGCUGGCAAUGGCCGGCGCGAAAGCUUCUGGAGCGUUGCUACCACUGGCUGAGAAGGCUCAUGAGGUAUAUCGCGCGGUUGAGGAGGCGUACAGUGGCAAGGAUCUCUCUGUUGUAUAUCAAUGGUUACAGAACCAGGCGUAA